Dermacentor silvarum is the source of this 5051-nucleotide messenger RNA. Its product is annotated as cyclic AMP-dependent transcription factor ATF-2-like. The record is from RefSeq and is a predicted model, not a curated record. Gene Ontology annotation, molecular function: DNA-binding transcription factor activity, RNA polymerase II-specific; cAMP response element binding. The coding region runs from base 445 to 2013 and encodes 522 amino acids. NCBI's taxonomy places the organism in Eukaryota, Metazoa, Arthropoda, Arachnida, Ixodida, Ixodidae. Gene Ontology annotation, biological process: regulation of transcription by RNA polymerase II. The transcript has 12 exons.
AUAUCGAUGAGUGUCUGCAUGUGUGCGUGGGUCUGACUGGUGUUGGCCGUUUCGUGUUUCGGUCGAGUAGCAUCUGUGACACAUCAUGAACGUUUUAGCGAUAUAUUAUCUAGUGCCUUCCUACCAGGCAAAGACGGUGCAUUUCACUGUGUGCUGCGGUGUUGCUUGACACUGCCAUUCUUGGGGUUGUCAUGCCCCGUGUCUCGACCGAUGCUGAACUUCGGGAAAGAAGAUGCUCCAGUCAUUAGAAUACCGUUGUCUUCCUGCUCCGUUCAUUCAGUGUGUGAAACGUUGGUGUUUGUGUGGAGCAUGUGUACAUCGUAUGAGUGAUCGUUCGACGACUGUGUGAACGUUUCGUGCCAGUUUGUUACCACCCCUGCCUUUCCUGCUGCGGCAGACGACGUUCUGUGCUUUGGAAUUUACAUCACUUAAUCAUCAGUACUCAUGGCUGAUGAGGAGAAACCGUUCGCCUGCGACGUGUCAGGCUGUGGAAUCAAGUUUGUCUGCGAAGACAAGCUGACGAGCCACAAAAGGAGGCACAAAAUGAUGCUGUCAUUGAAUUUCGCGAACACUGGCGCCGGCCCAAGGAACUGCAUUGAGCAAACUCCUACACCAACGAGAUUCAUGGAAAUAAUUGAAGAGGAAGGCCUGUUUCAAGAGCUACAACCUGAAUUCACGACCCCCGAGCCUGUUCAUGCUGUUAAUCCAUUUGAGGCAGACUUUCGUAGGGCGUCUAGCGGGGAAAUAGUCGCAAAGGAGCCAAGCCACAUCCUUAGCACGAGUGAACCACUGAACACACCCUGCAUUCUGCCUGUCACAGCCGAUCCCCUUUCACUCCGGGGUCAGUUCACUCCAGCUUCAUCUGUUCCCGAAUUCGGGCGAGCCCCUUUGCCCACUCCCAAAGCAGAGGAGGUGUCUAACGAGAGCACUAGUGCACUGUCGUCCAGUGAACCAACUAGUGCUUCGACUGCGAGUGAAAGUAGCAUUUCACUUGAAGAGGCAACAGUGGUUGCAGCUGCUCCUGAUGCAAAGGAGGAAGCGUCGCCAGGCCCAAUCAUUAGUGACAAACCUGCUGUGCUUCGAGUGAGCACACCUGCUGAGGCACAAGCUGCUGUGACUGGGACAAUUUCUGCUGACAGUGUCCUAGUGGCGACUAGCCCUGUUGCCCAAGUGCUCCCAGGAGUUUCCACGAACAAUGUGGCACCGGUUGUAGCCCCAGUCAUAGCACCAACUGUUACUCCUAUAGUGCCACCUGUGUGCUCUUUGCCUACCUCCAAGGCAACCACCAUCAUUACACCUUCAAAUGUUAUUCAGAUUGGUGACAGUGUCCAGCUGCUGAUUGUAGCCAACUCGGCUCCCACUAUCGGGGCCGCAACACAAUUACCUGCUGCGUCUGUUCCUCUCCUGCAACAGAACACAGAAACAAAAUUGAAGGACACACUGGUUGUCAAAGGCCUCAGCAGUACCAACAAUGACAAGCAGGCAACAAAAUGUACGCUGCCCACACCUCAGAUGACCAAGCCUCUGAUUGCAGCAACAGACCCAAAUCUAAGCGAUAGCAAACACCGGUGUAUAGAGGCCAUUGACGAUGAACGGAAGAAGAAAAACAGAGAGAACAACAGGUAUGCUGCACAGAGAUCCCGAGCCAAAAAGAAGCGCCAAUGUGAGGCCAUGAGAAAGGAGUUGGAUGACUACAAGAAGCUGUGUGCUGAUCUGACGGCACGAAACCUGGAACUCAUGAACCAGAGGUCUAUGUCGAGAGAGAUGGAACUGCAGUACAAAGAUGAGAUUUUCAAGCUCAGGAAACAGCUGGCUCUCCACAGCAGCUGUUCAGUUACAUUGGAACUACAAAAGAAAGAAAAGGACCGCCAAAGCAAUCAGGGGAAGCCAAGAACGGAAAUUGUUCCUCAGGGUCCAGCUGCUAUUACGUUUUCAAGCACAUUGGCAUUGCCAACUCAGUUGUCACUUCUUGUUGCCGCAAAGGAUCCACUGACAAGGACAGUUUUGAAGUGACAAGUGAAUUGAAAACAACUGGUGCUUCCAUUAUGUGUCUUCACGACCUCCUGCUAGACGAUGAGCAUUUCGAUUCCCACGCAAUAGAUGGUACAUUAUUGUUUUAUUUUGCUGCCUUCUCUCCCCUUUUGUUGCAAUAUAAGUUAUACGGACACUUGAGCUGGCCUUCACACAGUUGCUAUGCUGUCCCAGCAACCCGUGGGCCGAGUGUUGGAGGUUAUGUAAUCUGCUGCUAGUGUGAGGACAAUCCAGAACGCUAGCGCCUUGAUGCAUGCUGCGUUUCUUCAUGCCCGGUGUUGGAAGUCACAUGAUCUGCUAAACUUUGGAGGUGCUGCACAGUGUAAGGGUAAAGGGUGUGGCAACAUGAAAUGUUCGCUUUGAGCCAACCUACUGCUGGCAGUCCUCAUCACGGCAGCGUUGUACCAAGUGCACGCAGUCAUUAGAGAGAUUUAGAAUAGGGGCCCCAAAAAUUUGGGGCCCCAAAGAGCUUUGCAGGUGUUGGCGUUGGGCCAUGCAGGAGUGAAGAGUUUUAUAAUAGGGCUUUGUGUUUGCGAAUAGCGUCUUGCGCUUGCAGUGCCACUACAGCGUCAAAGAAAAACUAUUAUAAGUAUUAAAAUAAACUAUACCAUUUUAUGAUAAGAAAAGUAAUUUUGACUUUCGUGUUUUUGCAUUUAAUUACAAUUUAGAAGUUAUUCUAUUAGCAGCAAGCGAUUUGUUGCGUUUAAUUUUGAGCAAACAACUUUACGUGCCUUCACCAGCCAAGCUAAUCCACUUUGGGCCUAUGAGCCAUGAAAUCGACAAUCGAAUCCGGAAUCAGCGGCCUCUAAUGAUUCAAUCUUCAUUACACACGUUUGUUGAGAGAAAGCGAUAACCGCAGUCACUUCUCCUAGCUAACGAACUUCACGCGAUAUCACGAAUCGAGCCCAGUUGGGUGCUGUUAGAGGCACGGCUUCAAUGGGUGCCGCCAUGUUUGUUGUCGCAAAGCUUUUGGGGCAGCUUUUGGGGCUCCUGCUAAAUCACUGAAAUAGCGUGCCCAUCGCAAAACCCAAACGCAGUUUGCGUCUCGCGCAUGCACAGUGGCUUCAACGCUAUUUCUUUGGGGCCCCAAAACGUUUGGGGCCCCUAUUCUAAAACUCUCUAUUGGUAAACUAUGUUUGUGUGUCUUUAGGCGCGUGACACCAUGUGCGUUUAGUCAGCAAGCAAACGUUUACUGCAACUUAUACUUCAUGUAAUAUAUUCAAAUACUUCGCUGUCGCUAUCAAUGCUUCACUUUUUGGGUGGAACUGUGACUUUUUAUUGUUUUUUGCACUAGGUACGCAAAGCUGUUUUGUUGCAUCGUUUUUGCUUAGCUUUGACUAGUAUGCCUCGUGUCAUUUUAAAAAUUUUUAUUUUUCAUUUACAGCCUUUGUCCAAAUUUUCAAGUGCACCGCACAUGUGAAAAAGUGUAUUUGGAUUGUUUAUUACACCCACUGUGGAACUUUUACUGUUUUGAAGCCACAGAGAUUUUAGAAGUGUUUAUGACUCUUGAACUUCGGAGCAACACGUGUGCUUGUAGGAGCACCAUCACAAAGCCCAGUGACAGUUGUUGUCUGUUAAUGUGUGCAGUGUGGCUCCAAAACUUUUGAAAAAGGCUAUACCUAGGCCGUUAGUGGUAGCCACAUUUUGUAAGAAAACUGCAAUAGAGUAGCCUCACCAACAUCUAUACCUUUAUGUUUAGCAAUAUCUAAUAGCAUCAUGCAAUGUCUUAAUGCUGCCCAAGAGCUUAUCUUAGAGCAAUUAAAGUGCCUCAGAUGUUGUCUGGAUUGAAGCAGGGUACACACCUGGAAAUGCCUUAGAUUAAAGCAAAACACACACUGAAAACUUUAAUUGAGGCACUUUCCUCUGGAAGUAACUAUGCUAAUUGUCAUAUACCAUAUUUUCCAGACUAUAGUCCACACCCAAUAUACAGCCAGCAGGGACCAAUCUAGGUCUAAAAUAAAAAGUUUUUUUAGAUAGUCCACACCUGCUGUAUAAUCUGCAGGGACGAACCUGUACACAGUAGAGAAGCAAAUAUUUUAUUGCCAACCAGUAAACAUCUGGGCCCUUUAUUAGGCUGCAUAUUUUAUUCUAUAGAUUUUAUAGUAGUCAAUCCUAAAAUACAUCGAACAUCAUUGCGUUUAAAUGUUGCAUAUAAAUGUGUGGCACAUUUUACAAAGAGGUUUUGUGCCUAUGAGUGCUCGCACGUCGAUGCACUCAAAGGCAGCCACUUCAUGUAUUGCGAGCAGCAUUCGCUUGCAUAUUGUGGGGUAGAAGUGUUGUUCGUGCGUAGCGAUCAUCAUUGCACAGCUGAUUUCACUGUUUUCGCACGGGAAAACUUUGUAAGUGCAGUGUGAACUUAUCUUCAAGCAUGCUUCCGACCUUAAAAAAUAAAAAUUUUUAUAGUCCACACCCAUAGAUAGUCUGCACUUCACAAAAUUUCAACUUGUAUAGUCCACAGGUUAUAGUCCAGAAAAUACAUAUAUGAAACACUGCUACUUGCUAUGCAAAGGCAAAAAGGGCAUUUUACAUUGUGAAGGUACAGUAUAUUGUAUUGUUGACCACUUAAAGGUUUCCAGCUGUAAUCUAUACGGCUGCUAUUCUUUGACUAUUACAUUGUGUUGUUGAGCGCUUUAGGUCUCCAGCUGUAAUUAACACAGUUGCUAUUGUUUAACUGACUUGUUUCUAUUUUAGUCUGUACAUAUAUUGUUGCAACAAGCUGCGUCUGUUAAACCUGUUGGUAUGCUUUCACGGUGCCUUACAAAUAAAUGUAUUUAAUAUGUUUUCCCUGAAUUUAAUUCGCUGGUUACAUUACCUUGCCAGAAUUGUCGACCUUGUAAACAUCUGUUUUCAUUGACAAAACGAGUCAACAUGGUGUGAGCACACACAUUUUGUAAGGGUGCCACUGUGUAUUAUAUGCACUCAAGCAUCCUGUCUUUGCCUCUCACUAAAGGAUUUGUUCAUCAUGCUAAAUAAAGGAUUGGUUGGUGGCAUGCAGCAGCAUGCCACCAACCACUGCAGAA